UGUCUAUUCCCUCCUAAAAAUCUCAUAUGCUAGAAAACCCGUAGAAUCCUGUCAAUUUCAUUCGAUUUCUUCCAUCCAAACUCCCAAUUCCAUCUAUAAAUCCCUUUUCCCGCUAUCUCCACCUCCAGUUUCAGUAGAGAAAACCCCCAAAUUAGGCUCAUGACAGAGAAAAAAAAAAAAAACCCUAAAGUGUCCUGAAAUUCCCGUCGUUGUCUCCGAUUUCUCCCGAAAAUCCCUUCUCUUUAUCUUUCGAGCUAUAAAUCGAGCUCCCGCCUAUCGAUUUCCGUAGAAAUAUUCCCGAAUUAGAGUUCGGGACAGAGAAACGCUGAAAUCUCCUCAAAUUGCCUUCAUUUUCUUGGAUUUCUCUUGAGAAUACGUUUUCUCGAUCCUUCAAGCUAUAAAUCGAGCUCCCUCCCAUAAUUUUCCGUAGGAAAAUCCCCACAUCAGUGUUCGUCACAGAGAAACCUAGAAUUCUCCUGAAUUCCCAUCCUUUUCUCGGAUUUCUCCUGAAAUUAGGUUUUCUCGGUCUUUUGAACUAUAAAUCAAGCUUUCUUCCGUUAACUUGCAUGGAAAAUUACCCAAAUAAGGGUUUGUGUUACAGUAAACGUCAAAUUUCCUAAACUUCGCAUCAUUUUUAUUUGAUUUCUAUGAAGAAUUUGUAAAAUAGAGCUCACGGCAGAGAAAAGCCCGCCCAACUUCCCAAAUCCAUAUCACUUUCUUAUAUUUCUCUGGUAAAAUCCUUUUUUCCUGUAUUUUAAUCCUUUAAUAUAGAUAGCUCUGUACCAUCAAUUUCCAUGGUCUGUGGAAUCACCUCCAAUCUCUAUUGAAUGUGUACUUCGAUCUUUGCAGCUCUGAGUCGAGCCCUCUGUCAUUGAUUUUCAUGGAAUUUUAGGGUUCAUUCCAAACGGACCCUCUCAAUUUCCUCAAAUCCUUGUCACUUUUCUUUUUAGAAAACUUUUUCUUUAAAAGCAUUCUGACAGUAUUUCAAAGCUCUAUUUCAAGCCCCCUGUUGGUGAUUUCCUCAAGGUAACCCUUUUUCCUCCUUGAAUUCCUGUCUCUGAGUUUUUCAGUAAAUUCAUUAUACUGAUCUUUCUAGCUUUAAAUGAAGCCCUCAUUUGUCAAUUUCUAUGGGGAAUUCCACAAACUAGGGUUGCAAAAUGGUCUCUGAAUCAAUGGAUUUGGUUCCACCACAGCAGAGGGGUGAGAAUGGCUUGAAUUCUCAGAUGGUCUUCCAAGACGAGAGCUUACAGUACUCCUGCGGUGGCACUAGCACGCCACACCGGCGUGUGGGUGAUCCUGGACGGAAGCCAAGGGCGGAAGCAGCAGGUGGAUUCAUGGACGAGAAACUGUUUGAUGUGGAUGCGCGUGAGCGCUACUUCCGGGCACAAGGUGCAGAAUUGCGGAGGAGUGUUUAUGAACCACGGGACCGGCCGGAGAACCAGGACUGGAACGCAGAGGGGAGCACUGGGACACCGAGUGGUGAUGGAUCAGAAGGCGAUGAGGUGGACGAGGAAGAUGAGGAUGAGGAAGAAGAUGACGAUGUCGAUGAAGGGGAUGGAGAAGUUGAAGGUUUGGUUGCUGCAGAUGAUGGAAAUAAGAAUAACAACAGCAGCGGUAGUGUACAGAGUAGCUCGGAGAAAAUUCGCAAUGAGAAAGCAAAUUUACACAAACAGCAUUCUUCUUUUGGACUGGGCAGAGGAAUUUUUGUGAAGGAUGGCGGUGGCAUUGUGCACUCAACAAGUAACAUUAGAGGGAGUUUAAGUGAACAUCAGCACCAACAUGGUCGGAUGGGUCAUUAUGAGAAUGCAAUUACAUUAACGGAGCCUGAUAUAUACUACACACAGAUGCUGCAGGGGCAGGAUGGGUCGGGCCUCUCUCAAAAGGAAAUAGGAGGGGAGAACGGAUGUGGUUUUAGUGGGAGGAAGGACAUGGCUUUGUCAAUCGAAUCGGGAGAGUCUCUUCGGGCUAUUCUCUCAGACCCCAUCAUGGGCACUCUCAUGGAUGAUGCAAUUAUUCUAUCUUGUGGACAUUCUUUUGGAAGUGGUGGACUGCAACACGUUCUAAGAAUGAAAGCUUGCUGUACUUGUGGGCAGUUAAUGACAGAAGACUUUGUGGCGCCAAACCUGGAGCAAUAUGAUCUCCUUCCACCUCUCCGCUCUGCAGUUCAGGCGUUCCGUCGGGAAGAAGAGUUACACUCUUCCAAAGCAUCGAAAAGAAGAAGAGACAGGUUUGAACAGGACAAGUGUAGUUAUGGUGAUCCAUUUCCCAUGGAUUUUUCAAGGGGUAAAGGUGUUCAGUUUCCAUUUGCUGUCACCGACCGGGUUAUUAUAAAGGGGAACAAGAGGACACCAGAGCGGUUUGUUGGACGUGAGGCUGUUGUAACAACACAGUGCUUAAAUGGAUGGUAUGUUGUAAAGACAUUGGAUAAUGCAGAAAGCGUCAAACUACAGUAUCGUUCUUUAGCAAAGGUUCCGGAUAAUCCAUCUUCCAAUAUGAUUUCAGAGAGGGCUCUGUCCAUUUGAUCAAAAAGGCCCCUCCAUCGUGCCAUAUGCAUGUCCGGAGCUGCAUUGUUGGAAAAUUCAGCACCGGGAGAUUUUGCAGAACAUGGAUCAUUCUCUUGGCUUGAGAAGAACUCGUAUGGCAUUUGAGAAGGAAAUUCUGUUGUAAUAGUGGCUAGUACUCUCUUCCUACUACGACGGAGCGCUGCACACGCGAGAAUGACAUGAGGAUGUUGAGUACAGGACUUCUUCCUACUCUUCUCUGUCAUGUUUCAAGUAAACAGGGAUCAUUACCUGCAAGACGUCCGCUGAUGUCCUGAUGGAGAAGAUUCAGCCAUUGGGAAGCAACAGUUGCCGCUAAAAGCAAGGAAACAUCCAAGUCAGAUCAAGAUAUUCUCUCAUAUUUCUUCAAAUUCAUGAAUAAAAGAUUUCUAUACAAGACCAUCACUUUUCUACUUUUCAAUUGCAUACACCCAUUUCAGCCA
Messenger RNA from Magnolia sinica, 2983 nucleotides. RefSeq lists its product as uncharacterized. The coding region runs from base 1158 to 2522 and encodes 454 amino acids. The record is from RefSeq and is a predicted model, not a curated record. Gene Ontology annotation, molecular function: ubiquitin-protein transferase activity. Gene Ontology annotation, biological process: protein ubiquitination. The transcript has 10 exons. NCBI's taxonomy places the organism in Eukaryota, Viridiplantae, Streptophyta, Magnoliopsida, Magnoliales, Magnoliaceae.